This is a messenger RNA of Rhodofomes roseus, 1464 nucleotides long. RefSeq lists its product as uncharacterized. The transcript is spliced from 7 exons. The record is from RefSeq and is a predicted model, not a curated record. The coding region runs from base 1 to 1464 and encodes 487 amino acids. NCBI's taxonomy places the organism in Eukaryota, Fungi, Basidiomycota, Agaricomycetes, Polyporales, Fomitopsidaceae.
AUGGCAAAGCCCCUCACGUUUAUAGUCAUCGUUCUGCAGAUAGGCGGCCUCGUUCUCCUGUCAGCGCUGCUCGUAACGCCGGCACAAAGACACCCAAUCGUCAAUGGUAUAGUUGUACUCUCUAUAGCACACUGCGUCAUCGGAAUACUCCCGGCUCUCUUGUAUCUGAGCAACUCAGGCUUCAGGAUAGCGUCGAAGGAACAUUUCCAGUACGACGAAGGAUGGGCGCGCCUCUGUGCAACUGAUUCUGUCCUCUUGAAUUAUGUCACCACCGCAAAAUCAGCAUUUGCCAUCAGCUUUACUAUGCCCUGUGUCUACCUGGCGUGCAAGUUCACAGGGAAUCGUGACCGCCUGGAAGCGCAAGCGACACCACAUUUCUACAAGCGUACUGUCAUCGCGCUCUGUGUAGGACCAUAUAUCUGGGCCCUACCUCUGAUAUUUUUGACGAUCCACAAGUUGCAGCAACCUCUGAGCAUGCAACCCCAUUUCAUCGGAUCGAUUUGCGUUGUCGUCUAUAAUACUGGUCAAAUCCUGGCGUUGCUCCUCACCCUCAUCCCGCUCACUCUAGCAGUCGUCGCAUCGAUCGUACUCGCAUUCAUACUCUUCAAGUAUUACAAGCUACCCCACCUGAGGCAAAGCUUCAUGCUGCUUCACCCGAUACGCAUCGUCCGGUUUGCUUCUUUGGUGGCAACCAUCGUAGUCUCUGCGGUUCUAUACGCAAUCGUGCUCGCGACAUGGGUACGAUAUGAUAGCGUGCACGACUUGAAGAGCGAGACCGCCUUCCGGGCGUGGCUGAAGACGAGUGCCGUUUGGGAAUAUAAAGCCUGUUGCAACCGACGUCCGUCGUGCAUCUUCGCAUGGCUCUUCAAUCACCGCGGUCACACCGACGACGGAGAAGCAGACCACUAUGAUUCGGCCAUCGUGCUGAAUAAGCCACACGCUACGGAGGGCUGGCCAGAGCCUACAGGCGGGAACCGCCCUCCACGGGCCAUUGCGAGGCAGAUCAUGCACAUAUCAUACGCUCCCUUUAGUACGCCCAGUCACGACCUCCGAGGACUACCUCCCCCACCGCGCCACCAACGCAGCCGGAGCCACAGCUCACGCGAGCCGGCCGUCUUCAGAGCAGUACCGUCGCUGUCCGCGCUGGGACCUAAACGGAGAGCCACAUCCGAGAGCCGGAGACAGCCUUCGCCGUCGCCGUUGUUCGACCAGCAGGUCUUGCCCGCUCAGGCGAAGCUCGAGCCCGAGGAUAGGUUAGCGAAGGGAUUGCGACUGACACCUUCGGACGGGGAGCGUUCGAAAGGCGAGGCAUCGAGUUGUGUGGAGGGUAUCAUCACUCAGACCAGUGCGAGUUCGUCUGGCUCAGCAGUGCAGCUGUCGCGACCAGCUAGCGUUGCAGGAGGAGUGGUGCCGGAGACGCUAGAUCUAACGGGGACAUUCGGUGUAGUAUCUCCUGAUCCAUAG